This is a messenger RNA of Pogonomyrmex barbatus (red harvester ant), 1565 nucleotides long. Its product is annotated as 4-vinylanisole receptor-like. Gene Ontology annotation, biological process: detection of chemical stimulus involved in sensory perception of smell; sensory perception of smell. The record is from RefSeq and is a predicted model, not a curated record. NCBI's taxonomy places the organism in Eukaryota, Metazoa, Arthropoda, Insecta, Hymenoptera, Formicidae. Gene Ontology annotation, molecular function: odorant binding; olfactory receptor activity. Gene Ontology annotation, cellular component: plasma membrane.
UUUUUGCAUUUUAAAGUUUGCUCGACGAAAAAUGCCAGUGAAGUUUGAGAAAUGCAAAUUGUUGAAAAAAAGCCGAGUUCAAAGAGAGGCAAGGGACGAGGGAAUAAAUUAAUAAUGAGCGCUCCAGGAACAUUAAAGGACGUUGCACCCAUUUAUAUAUUCAUAGACUAUUUAAUAAUGCUAUAGGAGGACCGUACAAAUUGUUCAAAUGAGAAACUACACAUCCAUUAAAAAGACAGCAGACAUUAGUAUCUAAAAUAUUUACGAAUGCCCAUACUUUGCACUUUAGCACGUGCAUUUCAAAACUUUUUCCGUGAGCAUGCGUAAAAAUCGUACUCCCUAAGAGGCAAGGGAGAAUGUUGAAUUCAUAAAAAAAUGUCAGUCUCCGUUUGGUCCUAGACAUGGAUAGCUCUAAAGAAUUGGCAUAUACAGACUUAGAAUGGGCGAUUGGAAUAAAUCGAAUUUCUCUAAAGAUCAUCGGUCUUUGGCCAGAUGAUAAAUUAAGUCGUCGGCAGAGAUUUUUGGCGGAUCUACGUGCCAUUAUUAUUUUUAUCACAAUGCUUUUCGUGUCGGUCAUACCCGGAAUAUUUGCGUUGCUGAGAGUCUGGGGCGACAUAAUGGCGAUGACAGACAAUUUGCAAAUCGGUCUGCCCUUCACAGCGACCGUCGUGAAAUUUAUCAUUAUGUGGUUUCACAAGAAAGAUCUUAUACCGAUCAUAAACAUGGUUACGGAGGAUUGGAUCAGGAGGAAAACAGUGCAAGAACGAAAUACUAUGAUAAAGCAAGCGAGAAUUGCCAGAGCGAUGGUCAUGUUCGGAUGUACCAUGAUGAGCUUAGCGUGCAUCCUUCUCAUCAUUCCUCCUUGCUUUGGAUAUUCAAUGAGAUAUCUGACAAACAUCACCGAUGCACCGGGGAAACCGAUGCUGGUGCAAACGUAUUAUUUUCGAGAGAUAAAGGAAAGUCCGUACUACGAAAUCACGAUUGGCGCUCAAGCUACAUCGAUCGUAAUGGCCGCAAUUUCUUACACGGGCAUCGAUACCUUUUUGAGCCUGCUUGUAUUUCACAUAUGUGCCCAACUUGAUAUUCUCAAAGAGCGAUUAUUGAACUUGGACGGCUUCAAAGAUUUCAGGACUGAAUUAUCCUUGAAUAUCCAGGAUCACCUACGUCUCAUUAGGUCUGUUGAUAUCAUCGACAAUACCUUCAAUUUAAUGCUUUUGGCAUUAUUAAUAUUUUUCGCUACGCUGUUUUGUCUUCAAGGAUUUCUGAUUGUUAAUAUCGUUGAUGGAGUCGACAAAGUCUCCUUUAUGCGAAUAUGUUGGCUCGUUUCGAUUCUUAUUAAUACCUUCGUUCAUAUGUGUCUGUAUUGUGUAGUCGGGGAGAUUCUUAUAAGUAAAGCCGAAGGAAUAUUUUACGCGGUGUAUAACUACACGUGGUAUUUGCUGACACCGAAUGAAGCAAGAAAUCUCUUACUGAUAAUGAUUCGUACCGAAAAGCCUCUCUACAUUACCGCGGGAAAAAUAUUUCCUAUGACAUUGUCCAUGUUUUGCAGUGUAAGAUAUCCAUAA